Trematosphaeria pertusa is the source of this 2181-nucleotide messenger RNA. RefSeq lists its product as uncharacterized. Bases 1 to 2181 code for a protein of 726 amino acids. Lineage: Eukaryota; Fungi; Ascomycota; Dothideomycetes; Pleosporales; Trematosphaeriaceae. The record is from RefSeq and is a predicted model, not a curated record. The transcript has a single exon.
AUGCCACCAAAGGGCUUGUAUUCGAUUCCGCGGCACCACCUCUACGGCGGACAAAUGGCACGCCGCACAACGUUCAACUCGAAAGACUUUGAGGACGCCGCUCCGGCUCAGCUAGACGGAGCGGCGGAGCGUCAGCGAAAGGACGAGAAGAAACCCCGCAAGAAGGAAAAGGACUCUCUUGGUGAAAAGAAGAAGAAAGACGGCGCCCAGGUCGAGCCGACCAGCGGCGGUCCAGUACAACCAGGCGGAGCGGUGAAGCCUCACCAAGAGGGCGAGAAGAAGUCCCGCAAGAAGAACAGGGAUUCGCUUGGUGACAAGAAGAACGAAGAUGGCGCUAAGGUCAUUGGGGUGACGCCAGAGGUCAAAGAUUCCAAGAUUAAGCGGAAGAGGGACAAGAAGAAGGGAGAAGAGAUUCAGGAACACCACUCGUCAAAGAAGAAGCGCAAGAGGGAGAGCGAGGUUUCUGUGGACACGCCGACAGCUAAAGACACAGCCAAUGGCCGUUUCGUUAUCGGCGAGAACCUGGUCAAGGAUGUGGAGGCUUCGUUGAACGGUCAUACUUCGCGAGUGGUAGGAACCGAAGCCCCACAAGUGGAGCAGCCUUCUAAGAAGAAGAAGGCAAGCAAAAAGAGUAAGGACGUGGAAAGGCAAGAACAGCUGGAGGUAAGUGGUGCAGUUCAAAACGGACCAACGAAGACACCGGAGAAGCUUAAGUCGAAGAAGCACAAAGGAAAGAGCGACGGCGGUGUAGGUCAGAAGAACGGUGAGACCACGCCUAACGCCCCCGCGCCCGCUGCGCAGUCGACUCCCAAGAAGACACCGGUCCCCCUGCCGCAGGUAUCCCGGGUCCCCGUUUCGAGUGCUACCCACCAUCUUCAACAACCGCCCUCCGAAAUCCGCGACCGCGAACCCAACGUACUGGUUCCAGAAACACCGCCGUCUAGGUCCAUAAAGAAGGCUCACGCAGAUCGGAUGACGCCCAUCCCCUUCCCACUAUCGCAUCCAACCGGCAAUCAGACUGCGGGGCGUAAGCCACCAAAGAAAGAGCGUUUGACUGCCCUCUUCUCUACUCCAACUUCAACAGGCUCAGCGCCGGCUCCACUGGCUAAGCCAAAGCAGAGCGUCCCGACACCCAGUAUUCCCAACGCUCUGACAGAUGCGAACUUGGAGCAAUUCACCCAGCCGUUGAAUGACGCACCUAAGCCGAGGCCGCGCGCAAAGGGUGGAUCUUCCGCCGGGACCUCCUUGCCGGACUCAACGACGUCGUCAAUGAGCAUUGAUGAAAUGUUCGCCCGCGUGCCUAAGCCGUAUGUGCGCUCUGGAGCCGAAGUGUAUCCUUUCAUCGCGACCAAGGCCAAGAAGAAGACUCGGGAGACGCAUGAGGAGGCACCGGUGAAUGUCUUCAAUGGCAUAUUCCACGACUUGCAGAAAGCCGUCAACUUCACCGAAGAGCGAGGGUAUCUUGAGGAGUACUUGGUCUGGGCUAAUGACCAUGAAGCUGUUCGCUUGCCGUGCUUGGGCAGCGUGACCGGCUGCAAUCUGAAGAAAGAAGAGAUUCUCCGUCUCGGUAAAGAAGAAAAUAUGUCUAUGAGUAUACUUGGACACCUGGACUACGGAGGAGGCGAUUCGAAUGCGUUGAUGGAAGCCGACCUGCAUGCACAAAAUGCGGAGAAUUUCCUGAUGAUGGCGGUGCAUGCGCGCGUGCCCGUCCCCAUCGGUCGUCUCGAAGGACUCUGGACCCUCUAUUGUCCUAAGUACUCCGAGACCCAUUUCGACAAGUACGGUUUCGGCCAGCGCACGUUGAUUAUCUCCUCUAUUGCAGGCUUUAAAGACACGAACACUUACACGGCUCGCCUUCAUAUUCCGCCGCGCUCGAUGCCGAUUUCGAUACGGGCAUUUACCAGUCCGCCACAUGCCUCCUUUCGCUCUACGACCAUCGAGACCGUCGCCGAGGGCUACAAGAUGGAUGUGGUAUUCUUGGGCAAUGGCUAUCUGCAGAUGCGCGCUGACUUAAACCUGUUGCUGCGGGGUAAGGCUACCGAGGAAGUGGAGGGCAAGAAGGCGGAUAUGGAGUUCAUCGGCGUGCAUGAGAAGGCUACGCCGUGGGUGGAGCAAAAGGACGAGCUUGAAGAGGAGGGAAAGAGGCUGUUCGCCAAAUACGACGGUGGCGGACGCGAGUAG